This is a messenger RNA of Lepus europaeus (European hare), 816 nucleotides long. It is a transcript of the gene RFPL4AL1, whose product is annotated as ret finger protein like 4A like 1. The record is from RefSeq and is a predicted model, not a curated record. Lineage: Eukaryota; Metazoa; Chordata; Mammalia; Lagomorpha; Leporidae. The coding region runs from base 1 to 816 and encodes 271 amino acids. Gene Ontology annotation, molecular function: protein binding. The transcript is spliced from 2 exons.
AUGGCUGAACACUUUAAAGAGGCGUGCAGAUGCUCUAUCUGCUCUGGUCACCUCCAAAAGCCCGUGUAUCUGAAGUGUGGUUACACCUGCUGCCUGCGCUGCACCGCCUCCCUGCAGAGGGAGCCCGACGGGGAGGGCCUCCCGUGCCCCGGCUGCUCUGUGGUCUCUCGGCAGCAGGACAUCAAGCCUGCGUUCCCGCUGAGGAAUCUGGUGGACGCCGUCAAGGAGCUGGAGCCCCAUCUGAGCGCCGUUCUGUCCAUGAACCCCAGGAUGCUCAAGUUCCAAGUGGAUGUGACCUUGGACGAGGACACGGCCCACAAACGCCUGGUCAUCUCUGAGGACCGGAAGACCGUCCAAUGUGGGCUCUCCCCACUGACUCGGAGGGAGCGUCCCGAGAGAUUCGACUGCGCGUUGGGCAUCCUGGGCUUCCCGGGGUUCACUUCUGGACGCCAUUACUGGGAGGUGGACGUGGGCAGCAGCAGAGAAUGGGACGUGGGGGUCUGCAGAGAGUCGGCGAAGCGCAAGGGGCCCAUAGAGCUGUCUUCAGAACACGGCUUCUGGACCCUGAGUUUGAGAGAUGACGGCCGGUUCUGUGUCAGCACCGUGCCUUUAACUCGCCUGUUUCUGGAGCCCAGGUUAACCCGAGUGGGGGUUUUCGUGGACCUGGAUAUUGGGACAAUUUCCUUCUGUAACGUGGCCGAUGGAGUCCAUCUCUUCACGUUCACCAAAAUCUGUGCCCAAGAGCCUCUGCGCCCAUUCUUCGCUCCGGCAGACGUCGCCCGCGGUGACAAAGGCUUCCUGCGUGUCAUCCCGUGA